CAAGUUUCGUUUCCUUAGGACCUAUCUGGCCUGGAAUUCCGCCUGUUAAGUCUAGAGAGUAGUUUGUGUCAAUCUAUUGACAAUUUUGGGGGGAUUAGAGAUUUUUUUUUUCUUAUCUUUGAUUUGCCUAAAAGUCAGAAAUAAAACCCAGUGCGUUGGUCUCUGUAUCUUGUUUGGACUAGAACAUAUUCUCACUGGCUAUCUCCCCUUGAGUGACAGAAAGUUUAUUGGACAAAUAUAAAACAAAAUGGCCGAACAACUGACAGAAGAGACAAUUGCAGAGUUCAAAGAAGCCUUUAGUCUGUUCGACAAAGAUGGCGACGGUACUAUUACGACCAAGGAGUUGGGUACAGUCAUGAGGUCACUAGGUCAGAACCCGACAGAGGCGGAGCUACAGGACAUGAUCAAUGAGGUAGACGCCGAUGGAAACGGAACAAUAGAUUUCCCAGAAUUCCUCACCAUGAUGGCCAGGAAAAUGAAAGACACAGACACCGAGGAGGAGCUCCGCGAAGCAUUCCGCGUGUUUGACAAAGACGGCAACGGGUUCAUCUCAGCGGCGGAGCUGCGGCACGUGAUGACGAACCUUGGAGAGAAACUGACGGACGAAGAGGUGGACGAGAUGAUUAGGGAGGCGGACACUGAUGGAGAUGGUCAAGUCAAUUAUGAUGAAUUUGUAAAAAUGAUGACCACCAAGUAAACAAUGUAAUAAAUGUAUAGAGAACAAAUUAUUUCAUUUUUAAUGCAUAUUUCCAAACCUAUCAAAUGUCACAAGAAUAAUAAUUUACUCAAAUUUUACACUACCAUAAAAGCAACAAUAAUUUUUGGUAUAAUUAGGUAAAAAUGUAGCAUUUGGUAUGGUUAAAAUGUUAAAUGCUUUAAUUCCUAAAAUAGGCAAAUAAUGUAAAAUUGUAUUUCUCCUGAACUGUUAAUUUCACAUAUGUUUAUUUGUGUUUGUAAAUAGUAAAUUAUACAUCUAUGUAUUUUGUCAAUAUGCAAAAUAGUCAUUAAAUUAAAUAAUAAAACCCAAA
Messenger RNA from Biomphalaria glabrata, 1028 nucleotides. RefSeq names its product calmodulin-like. Gene Ontology annotation, molecular function: calcium ion binding; enzyme regulator activity. The record is from RefSeq and is a predicted model, not a curated record. Bases 248 to 697 code for a protein of 149 amino acids. Lineage: Eukaryota; Metazoa; Mollusca; Gastropoda; Planorbidae. The transcript is spliced from 5 exons.